Paralichthys olivaceus (Japanese flounder) is the source of this 2508-nucleotide messenger RNA. RefSeq names its product CLPTM1 like (gene clptm1l). Gene Ontology annotation, cellular component: membrane; endomembrane system. Lineage: Eukaryota; Metazoa; Chordata; Actinopteri; Pleuronectiformes; Paralichthyidae. The record is from RefSeq and is a predicted model, not a curated record.
UCCCGUCUGAGCGAACCAACCCGGAAGCGGAUGGCGGAACUCUAACAGAUCCACCUCACGCUUACAGCUCGGUGUGUUCCGCUCACAGCUGCUGGUGUUCGGCCUGAAUGGAGUCUGCAGGGCCCGCGGCCGGAUGUCAAAGCGUUGGACGAUGCUGAAGAAACGAUGUCGUCUCGUUUAACGACCCGGAGGAAGCAGUGAAGUGAAUGGACGGAUAGAAACCAGCCGAGCGACCGACUGACGGACCGACCGACUGUGGAUUCAACACCGACGUAUGGCCUCACUCCUCAGGUAGCUGAAGGAGACAGCAUCUCAGCGACGGCAUCAUGUUUUUGAAAACGUCGUUCACCACUCUGAUUGUGGGCGUGUUUGUAGUGUACGUGCUCCACACCUGCUGGGUGAUGUACGGGAUCGUGUACACCAAACCCUGUGACAGCCCCAGCAGCGCCAACUGCAUCACACCUUUCCUGGCCGAGAACCCGAAACUACAGUUAAGUAUCUACACUGCACUGCGGCCCAAUGCAGAGGGAGGACACACCCUGAUCCACAAAGAAGAGAACUUUGACGUCAACAGCAAGUUUGAAAGGAUAGUAAAUGUCUCCCUCCCUAAGAAGACCCGUAACAAUGGAACGUUAUAUGCACUAAUAUUCGUCCAUCAGGCUGCCCUCACUCCUUGGCAGGACCCUCGACAAGUCCACCUUGUGGCUCAGCUCACCACGUACAUGAUCCCCAAACCACCUGAAAUCUCUUUAAUAUCCGGGGAGGAUCAAACACAGGGUCACAAAGAAGAAGCCCAGAAGAACAAACAAGGUGAUGGAAACUUUGCAGCAGGGGGCAGAGCGGCAAGUGGAGCCGCUUCCACAUCGGAUCACCCGGUUUCCCACUGGCGUUCGCGCCUGACACUUAACAUUGUCAGUGACCACUUCCUGUUCGACAGAGAAAACCUGCCGAGUGAUGUCCACAGAUACCUCAGAGCAUUCCAAAAUGGUAAAAAGAUGGUGUAUCUACCUCUGCUGUUUGUCGAUGAGCUCAGCAACCGGGUCAAGGACCUUGUGGAGAUCAACAGCACCUCCGCCGAGCUCCCUCUGACCAUCUCUUAUGACUCCAUCUCCCUGGGGAGGCUACGCUUCUGGAUCCACAUGCAGGACGCUGUUUACUCUCUGCAGCAGUUCGGUUUCACAGAGAAAGAUGCUGAUGAGAUAAAAGGGAUCUUUGUGGACACCAACCUCUACUUCCUGGCUCUGACCUUCUUUGUAGCUGCGUUCCAUCUUCUGUUUGACUUCCUGGCGUUCAAGAACGACAUCAGCUUCUGGAAGCAGAAGAAAAGCAUGGUGGGAAUGUCGAGCAAAGCAGUGCUGUGGAGAUGUUUCAGUACCAUCGUGAUUUUCCUCUAUUUGUUCGACCAGCAGACGAGCCUGCUUGUCCUCAUACCUGCUGGGGUCGGCUCUAUCAUUGAAGUAUGGAAAGUGAAGAAGGCCUUUAAGAUUCAGGUUUCCUGGAAAGGAGGCAAACCAACAUUCCUGUUUGGCAAAUUAGAUGAAUCCGAGAGGAGAACAGAAGAAUAUGAUACUCUGGCCAUGAAGUACCUGUCAUACCUCCUGUACCCACUGUGUAUUGGAGGAGCUGUGUAUGCUCUAGUAUACCAACGAUAUAAGAGUUGGUACUCGUGGUUGAUCAACAGUUUAGUGAAUGGAGUAUAUGCCUUUGGCUUCCUCUUCAUGCUUCCUCAACUGUUUGUCAACUAUAAGCUGAAAUCUGUGGCCCACCUGCCGUGGAAAGCCUUUAUGUACAAGGCGUUCAAUACCUUCAUCGACGAUGUGUUUGCCUUCAUCAUCACCAUGCCAACGUCUCACAGACUAGCAUGCUUCAGAGACGAUGUCGUGUUUCUCAUUUACCUCUAUCAGAGAUGGCUCUACCCAGUCGACAAGACAAGAGUAAAUGAAUACGGUGUUUCUUAUGAUGAGAAACCCAAAGGAAAGACCCACAAGGACUAAAGAGGAAACACAGAGAAUUGUUCUCCAUGAACUGGAACCUGCAGGUUUUCUCUCAUCUGGUGUCAGCAGCUGGUUCAAUGGUCCAGGUUUGAGUGAUCAGUUAGCUGCAAAUGAACCAAGUGCAUCACAACGCUUGUUGGUUCUGAUUUAUUUUCCCCCAUGCCGUCCCAUAGAGCGAAGGGUUCCGAGGAAAGCUCAACAUCUGCUUACCUGGCUUCUGCAGCCUGGAGAGUUGUUUUGUUUUGCAGCGUGUGACAGGUCAGGGCGAUCGAUAAGUUCAAUCUGUUCCUCUUUUUGAACUGACGUAACAACAAGGAAAAAUUUGAUAUGCGAAGCUGCAAGAGUAAAACAAGAUGCCACUGUUAUUAAAGAUGAAAGUGCCCAUUGAGAACCUCAGUAAAUAUGAUAUUGAAUUGAACCUAAAACAGCCUGAGCCUGGUUGUAACUGAUUUGAGGAACCAACAUUUAAAUACAUCCAGGAGUUUUUACACAAGAGCUGCUGAGUUCAUCAAAG